GACAUUUAGUGGUUUUGACAGAUAGCAAGCUUUAAAUAAUUAUUUAGCGGAUAAUGUGAAAAAUUUCAUCUAGUUAAAAUUGUACUGAUAGAUAUAUUAAUUAACAUAUAAUUAACGCUUAUCAAUAGUUAAAUAAUGGCUCAAACUGAAGUCACAAAACUUCAGCAACAUCUUUCAUUAUUGAAAGAGGAAUACACAAAACUACAAUCACAUUGUGCUGAAAUUGAACGUAAAUAUAAUUUAGCCGCAGCUUCAGCCGGCGAAUUAAAUGAAACAAGUUUUGUAGCGAGAUUAUUGUCAUCGGUGGCAUUACUUUAUGGAAAAACUACUUACAGCGAUAUUAAAAUUAAGUUGAAUAAUCAAACAUUCCCGGCACAUCGAUUAAUUUUGAGUGCACGAUCUGAUAAAUGGAAUGAAGAGACGUUAGGGAAAGCAAAGGAAUUGGAUUGGUCAAAUUUAGAUGAAAGUGUUGCGCAAACAUUAUUAAAAUGGAUUUAUACAGAUUCCAUUGAUUUAUCACGAGAUGAUGAUACGCUCUUAUUGUUGAUGCGUACAGCUCACGAUUAUGGAUUGGAUGGUCUUGUGCAUCGCUGUGAACAAACUUUAAUUUCCAGAGCGGGAGUACGAAAUUGUGUUAGAUUUUAUACAGCAGCUGAAACAAUAUCUGCAAAACGUUUAGAAGAACAUUGUUCAGCAUUAAUAUCAGCCCAUUGGGAUGACUUAACUGGUCAUGAUUUUGAACAUAUGUCUGGACCAUUAUUAUAUAAAAUGUUGAAAACCAAAAUUAAACAUGUCCUUCAUGCAGCCAUCCGAUUAAAUCGUGAAGAUGUUGUUUUUCUAUUUCUCGUCGAACACAAUAACAAUUUAUCAACGGUCAUCAACGAAUGGAGUCCAAAUGGUGAACUUCCACUUGAUUUAGCCCUGUCCACAAAUCAAAUAAGUAUCGCAAGCAAUUUAAUACAAAAUAAGGCUGAUGUAAAUAUCCGUGAUGAACGAAACGAUCCGUUACUAUUACGUGCAAUCCGUCGUAACGAUAUUAAAUCCGCAAUAUAUUUAAUAGAACAUGGUGCUAAUGUUAAGUUAACAAGCUUAAAUGAUAUGGAUACAGCUUUACACUUAUUAGCUGCAAUCAACACAACCGAUACGGCUGACGAUACCGGUGAAGAUGAAGAAAUCAUAACAAAACUGAUUAUUGAAAAAGGCGUUAAUAUCAAUGCACAAAAUUCAAAAGGUUACACCCCACUUCAUAUAUGUAUGAUGUGUCGAAAUAUUCAGUUAGCGGAAAUUUUGUUAGCUCAAUCAGAGCUUGAUUUAUCGUUGAAAACAUACGAGGAUGAACAUACAGCGUUAUAUUUCGCACUGUUAAAGGAUAAUGAUUUUACGUUAGCUGAAAGUUUAAUUGAACGUGGUUGUAUUGUGAAUCCGAUUUAUUCGAAGAAUGGUGAUAGUUUAUUACAUGAGCUAGCACGUCAAUGUUUAUCAGAUGCUGGUAAUUUUAUUGCUCAAAGAGCUAAAGAUAAUAUUAAUCAUGUAAAUCGUGAUGGUAAUACUGCCUUACAUAUCUGUUGUCAACAUGGAUGCCAUUUAUUUGUACAAUAUUUGUUAAUACAUGGAGCAAAUCCAAAUAUUGCUAAUAAUCUUGGACAAAGUCCACUUCAUAUUGCUGUUGUUAAGAAUCAUGUAAAUUGUAUAAAAGCAUUUAUCGAUCACAAUAAAAAUUAUCCAGAAAAUAAGUGUAAUUUAAAUUUAACAAAUGCCGAUGGAGAAACUGCUGUUGGUAUAGCGUUGAAAGAAUCUUUGGAUGAUUUAAUACCAGUUUUAGUCAAGGGUGGAGCUGAUGUUAAUAUCAAAAAUGUUAACGGUUUAACAUUAUUACAUCAAGCAAUCUUAAAAGAGGAUUCUACUUCAGCUUUAUUUUUAUUGGAAAAUGGUGCUGACAUUGAUUCCACAACUGGAGACAAUGAAACUCCACUACAAUUAGCUGUCCAUUGUCGUUUACCAACAGUUGUAGAAGCACUUUGUGUACGUGGUGUAGAUAUGGGACGUUUAGACGCUCAAGGCUCACCAGCACUUUGGGCCGCAUUGAGCUCAGAUCAAGAGGAUAUUGCCAGUACCCUUAUUCGUCACGGCGCAGAUCCAGAUUGUUGGGGACCUGGACCAGGAAAUUGUCUACAAACUUUAUUACACAAAGCAAUCGAUGAAAAUAUGGAAUCAGCAGCUGUAUUUUUAAUUCAGGCAGGAUGCGAUCGUGAUUCACCACGCCGACCUGGUUUAAACGGUGAAGAAUCGGAUGAAUCCAAAGAUAAAGCUAGUCCAUUGCAUUUAUGUUGUACAUGGGGUCUUGAACAAGUUGUUCAAACAUUGAUUGAACACGGAGCGAAUGUGAAUUCCAGAGAUGCUGAUAUGAAAACUCCCCUACACAUUGCGAUUGAAAAUCAACAUCCAACAAUCAUUUCACUGUUACUUUGCCAUCCAAAUAUUGAUUUAAGCCUACGUGAUAAAAAUGGAUUAUCCCCAUUUGCCACUGCUCUUACAUUCCGUAAUAAUAAUGCGGCACAAUCGAUAUUAGAUCGUUUACCGUCCGCCGCUGAACAAGUUGAUGGAAAAGGUUGUAACUUUUUACAUACAGCAAUUCAAAAAGGUGAUCUUGAAAGUGUAUUAUUCUUACUUGCUGUGCAAGUCGAUGUGAAUUCACGUGUUCAAGACUCAAAUCUUACGCCUAGUUUACAUUUAGCCGCACGGGCUGGUAAUGAAAUGCUUGUGCGAAGUUUAAUAUUAGCAGGUGCCCGUCCAGAUGAUCGUGAUGCCCAUAAACAAACAGCUCUUCAUGCCGCAUCUGAUGCAGGUCAUGCUGCUAUUGUUUCUGCUCUAUUACAAAAUGGCGCAGAUUGUGACGCAACGAAUAGCGAUGGUGAUAAUGCUUUACAUAUUGCAGUGCGUGAAGGUCAUUUACCAGUAGUGCGUGCACUAUUAACUGAAUCUAGAUUAGAUGCUGAAGCCAUCAAUUUAAAAGGGCGUAAUCCUCUUCAUGAGCUAUGUAGAUGUGCUAAAGAAAACGCUGCUGCAAUAUGUGAAUUAUUUUUAGAAUGUAUGCCUGAGUAUCCAAUAAAUCAACCCGAUUUACAAGGAAAUACCCCAUUACUUCUAGCCUACAUCAAAGGUAACGGACCACUAUGUCGUGCCUUAGUCGCUGCACAUGCAUGUAUGGGGGCUGAGAACAAAGAAGGUGUCACAAUAUUCAAUUAUCAAGUUGCAAGUAAACAAUUGUUACAUAAUUUGUUAGAUCGAUUAAAUCAGGAGGCACCAUGGGCUGAAGCCGAAGUGUGUCAGGAAUGUGGCAAUAAAUUUGGCUUUGCAACACGUAAACAUCAUUGUCGGCAUUGUGGACGAUGUUUAUGUGGUCGAUGUUCUGAUCAAGAGGUACCAAUAUUAAAGUUUGGUUUGAAUAAACCUGCUCGAGUUUGUCAAGUAUGUUUUCAGGUGUUACAGAAUGGCAGUAGUAGAUAUGUGCCAUAAUUUCAUAUAAUCAGCCCAUUUUAAGAGUCACUAUAAUCUAUGUGAAUUAAUGAGACAUUAUUUUUAGUCUCAAAUUGUCGAUAUUAAAAAUCAUGGUGGCCACAUUACUGGAAAAUCUAGAAAACCUGGAAAUUUCAGGAAAUUCCGUGAAAAAAGAGAAAAGUCAGAGAAUUUUAUCAAUUUUGUAACAAAGUUC
Chrysoperla carnea is the source of this 3712-nucleotide messenger RNA. RefSeq names its product rabankyrin-5. The transcript is spliced from 7 exons. The coding region runs from base 136 to 3516 and encodes 1126 amino acids. The record is from RefSeq and is a predicted model, not a curated record. NCBI's taxonomy places the organism in Eukaryota, Metazoa, Arthropoda, Insecta, Neuroptera, Chrysopidae. Gene Ontology annotation, molecular function: protein binding; metal ion binding.